UUCUUCUUAAAAAAUCCCAUCUUUACUUUUUCCAAUGGCUCUCUUCACAUCCAUCUCCACCAUCACCAGACCACUCACCAUCGCCGUACCCAUCAUCCAUGGUGGACCUUUCAAGAACCCCAAACGCUUCUCCCAUACCUUUUCACCCAUUACUGCUUCUCUCAGCCCUUCUUCUUCCCCUGAAUCAAAAUCAACCUCAAACACAAACUCAACCCCAAUUGUUGACCCCAUUCAUGUCUCCUCUGCUUCUUCACACUCCUCCUCUCCCAAACAGCCCAAUUCCAGCUUCAAUUACGCUUUCGCCAACUCCAGCGGCAGCCCUCUUCUUCGAUUUUUCCGAUCCACUGAAUCCAACAUUGAAAGGGUGAUUUUCGACUUCCGAUUUUUGGCACUUUUCGCAGUUGCAGGUUCAUUGGCUGGUUCCCUCUUGUGCUUUCUCAAUGGUUGCAUUUACAUUGUUGAUGCAUAUAAAGUUUACUGGAAUAGCUGUGUUAAAGGGAUUCACACUGGACAAAUGGUUCUGCGGCUAGUCGAAGCAAUUGAUGUUUAUCUUGCUGGGACUGUCAUGUUGAUCUUUGGCAUGGGCUUAUACGGAUUGUUUAUCAGCAAUGUGCCUCCUGAUGUGCCUUCCGAUGUUGAUCGAGCGCUUAAGGGUUCUUCCCUCUUUGGAAUGUUUGCAUUAAAGGAGAGGCCAAAAUGGAUGAAGAUAAGCUCAUUGGAUGAGCUGAAAACCAAAGUGGGACAUGUUAUUGUGAUGAUUCUGCUAGUGAAGAUGUUUGAGAGGAGUAAGAUGGUGCAAAUAACAACUGGAUUGGAUCUUCUCAGCUAUUCUGUUUGUAUAUUUUUGUCAUCUGCUUCUUUGUACAUUCUCCAUAAUCUUCACAAGGGAGAGUUGGACUAAGAGGAAUAGGAACUUUUAUUCAUGUUUGUAUGUAUGUAUAUAUAUAUAUAUAUACAUAUGUACGUGUGUGUAUAUACAGCAACAAAAAGAGAAAUGGAAGUAUAUGGAUUUAACAGUCAAAUUUAUAGAAACAUUUUUCAUGUGAA
This is a messenger RNA of Humulus lupulus (European hop), 1047 nucleotides long. RefSeq lists its product as uncharacterized. The transcript has 5 exons. The record is from RefSeq and is a predicted model, not a curated record. The coding region runs from base 35 to 901 and encodes 288 amino acids. NCBI's taxonomy places the organism in Eukaryota, Viridiplantae, Streptophyta, Magnoliopsida, Rosales, Cannabaceae.